Molecule: messenger RNA, 633 nt
Organism: Arabidopsis lyrata subsp. lyrata
Lineage: Eukaryota; Viridiplantae; Streptophyta; Magnoliopsida; Brassicales; Brassicaceae
Product: histone H2B.8
Exons: 1
Coding region: 16-342 (108 amino acids)
Biological process (GO): nucleosome assembly
Cellular component (GO): nucleosome
Molecular function (GO): DNA binding; protein heterodimerization activity; structural constituent of chromatin
Source: RefSeq, a predicted model, not a curated record
UUGUUAUGGUACUAUAUGAAACUUACUGGGGGAGACGGGUCGUUCACCCAGAAGAAAUCGAAGAAGAACAUCGAGACGUACAAGAUCUACAUCUUCAAGGUUUUGAAGCAAGUUCAUCCAGAUAUCGGAAUCUCUGGGAAAGCGAUGGGAAUCAUGAACAGUUUCAUCAACGACAUCUUCGAGAAACUCGCUCAGGAAUCAUCGCGAUUGGCUAGGUACAACAAGAAGCCGACGAUCACUUCUCGGGAAAUUCAGACGGCGGUGAGGCUUGUGUUGCCUGGAGAACUCUCGAAACACGCUGUUUCUGAAGGCACUAAGGCGGUUACAAAAUUCACCUCUUAGGGUUUAUAUCUCUUAAUUCUCGUUCGAAUUGGUUUAGUUUUAUCUCUUUCUUCUAGAAUUGUGGUGGUAAAUCUGUGAUUAGUGAGAUCUUUGAAUGAAUAGGUUUCUUCAUAAGAAUUGGGAAUUUGAACAGAUUCAGAAAUAAAUAAGCCUCAAUUGCUCAAUUUUCUUUGAAAUAUCUCUGGAAGAAUGUGAUUCGUUGACUGCUAAACAAUCGUAGUUGAAAUUUCGAUCUUUUUUUGUUCUGUACACAUUUGUAUGUUAAAAGGAAUAUAAUUUAAUAUUGAGAUA